GUAUUACAACUGUCCUGACAAUGACCACUCUAAGUACAAUUGCUCGUAAAUCUCUACCCAAAGUCUCCUACGUGACAGCAAUGGAUCUUUUUGUGUCAGUCUGCUUUAUUUUUGUUUUCUCUGCACUGGUGGAAUAUGGAACUUUGCACUACUUUGUCAGCAAUAGAAAGCCAAGCAAGGACAAAGACAAAAAGAAGAAAAACCCACUUCUUCGGAUGUUUUCCUUCAAGGCACCUACAAUUGACAUCCGGCCUCGAUCAGCUACUAUUCAAAUGAACAAUGCUACACACCUCCAAGAAAGGGAUGAAGAAUAUGGGUAUGAGUGUCUUGAUGGCAAGGACUGUGCCAGUUUUUUUUGCUGCUUUGAGGAUUGUCGAACAGGAGCAUGGAGGCAUGGAAGAAUACACAUCCGCAUUGCCAAAAUGGACUCCUAUGCCCGAAUCUUCUUCCCAACUGCCUUCUGUUUGUUUAACCUGGUGUAUUGGGUAUCAUACCUUUACCUUUAAAAGCAAAAGGAAAUCAGUGAUAUGAGCCUUAAUCACUGAAUUUCUUAGAGAGAUAGAUAGUUUCCUAAACCCACUUGAAGUAUUUAUGACGCGCUUUAUAGUGGUCUGAACUCAUUAGUGCCAUAACCUGGUAAAUAUCAAUCAUAGCAUUUCUCCAAAAAUUUCCAUCAGGUUAUUGUGAAUUAAAUGUCCAUUCAACAUGUCAAAAUAAUUUGAACUAAAAACCAUAUGAACAGGUAAUAUACAGCUAUACCUCCUGGAACAGAGACGAAGAGCAGACACCGCAAGGGGAGCAGGGCAACAUCACUUGAUAGUGGGUACUGCUAUUUGAAACAGGAGGGAGAAAGAGAGGAAUACCCAGGUAAAGUGCUGUACGGUUU
Messenger RNA from Merops nubicus (carmine bee-eater), 886 nucleotides. Its product is annotated as gamma-aminobutyric acid receptor subunit gamma-2-like. The transcript has 3 exons. The record is from RefSeq and is a predicted model, not a curated record. The annotation marks the transcript as partial. Lineage: Eukaryota; Metazoa; Chordata; Aves; Coraciiformes; Meropidae. Gene Ontology annotation, biological process: gamma-aminobutyric acid signaling pathway; monoatomic ion transmembrane transport; chloride transport. Gene Ontology annotation, cellular component: membrane. Gene Ontology annotation, molecular function: monoatomic ion channel activity; GABA-A receptor activity.